Messenger RNA from Crotalus tigris (Tiger rattlesnake), 5206 nucleotides. RefSeq names its product ring finger protein 26 (gene RNF26). The record is from RefSeq and is a predicted model, not a curated record. Gene Ontology annotation, molecular function: ubiquitin protein ligase activity. Gene Ontology annotation, biological process: ubiquitin-dependent protein catabolic process; protein ubiquitination. The transcript has a single exon. Bases 934 to 2367 code for a protein of 477 amino acids. Lineage: Eukaryota; Metazoa; Chordata; Lepidosauria; Squamata; Viperidae.
GGCCAAUGGCGAGAGGGAAACUCAACAUCCCUCGCGUUUGCCCUCGCUGAUUGGCCGCCGGGGCGCCCGCUCCCCCCAAGAUGGCGGCGCCCAGCAGAAGGGAGGAGAGCGCUUGGUGGGGAGGCGGCCGAGGUACCUGAAGGGGCGGUGGUCGCUGGCGCCCCUCGCGGUUGGCACGGAGGCAGCCCCGCUUGGCGAGGCGAGGACGAGGCUGCGGCCUUCCGCGCGGAGGGACCGAGAUUCCGCGCUUCACGACGUGGGGGGCCGCCCCCCUAGGGGGGGAGGGAGUUCCCGUGGGCCCUCCCCUCCCCCACCCUAGACCCCGCCUCAGUGUUUUCGGGACGCCCCCCCCCAUUGUCCCACCUAGCGGCCCUCCUUCCUCGCAGGGUCCCCUGGUUUCGACCCAUGGCAUGACCUGUCCCCCCCCUCCCCGAAAGGAGCCCCAGACUCUGACCUGAAUCAUAAGGGCCAGGAAGACCCCCGAGGGGAGGCUGGAGAAGAGAGAGAAAAAGCAUCCCCCCCCCCAAUUGGGGUUCUUGCCCAGGGUUCCCUGGAUGGGACCUAGUGAUUUGCAAGCCCCACUGCCUUGAUUUGGGGCAAGGACUCUGCUCCAGAAAAGAAUCAAGAGGGGCUUCCCUUUGGGGAGAGGAAUUGUCUGAUUGUCCAUCCAAGGGAGCCUUAACUACGAUGAACGGCGCUUCUCCCAAAUUUGGAUUGGCUGCCCCGUUUGCCCCUUGAUGCCCAGCGAGCAAAGACUUUGCCGGACUUUCUGCCUUGUUGCCAAAGCAUUUCCCCCCCCCCUUUUAAUGUAGAAAAUUAGGGAGCAAAACGCACACACGCCUCUCCUUCCUGCUGCCUUUACGAAGCCCCCCUCCCUCUGUGCAGUUGGCUUCAGCUGGUUCUUGUCUUGGCCGAUUCUUCGAGAGCUCAGCUAUGGAUCUAGUGUUCCUGGUGAUCAACGGCAUGGGGAUGGUGUUGGAUCUGCUGGUCAUCCUGCUGGAUAUCAACUUCUUCCUCGUUUCCACCACCCUCUCAGCCUUGAUCUGGCUUAUCGCCUUUGUUUACAAUCUGCCCAAUGCCACGGUGGCCUGUCUGAGCCAGUUCUGGAAUGGGAUCUUGAUCCUUGUGCUAUGCAUCCUGGAGGCGUUGUACUACUUGACUCUGGGCUCUGUGCACGCAGUUGUCAACUUGUUGAGAGGAUUCUGUUCCAGCAUGGAGAGUUUGAAAGUGCUAGGUCACCUCUUCACCCACCUGGGCCUGAGGAGCAAAGAAAUUGUGCACCGAGGUUUCUGGAACCUGAUUGGCUCUGGUCAGACGCUUCUGAGACAGAUGUGUGAAGUGUGCGCCAUAGCUAUGAGCCUUGUGGCUUACUUCAUGAACAGCAUAAUCAACAUCUGCCUCAUUGGAACUCAGAACCUUUUUGCAGUAGGGCUGGCCCUGUGGGAUACUAUAGUUGGCCCCUUUCUGAGGAUCACAGACCUGCUGGUUGCCUUCCUUGCACGCCUCUCCAGCAGUGCCAUUGCUACGGCCAUUCUCCUGUGGACUCCCUGUCAACUGGCUGUUGAUCUCUUGGCCUCAGUGAGCAAACUGCUGAUCAACGUCUUCUUUGUCAACCUGUAUGGCAUGGUUUUGGUCUCUGUGGUACUUGCCAUCAGCAUCUUUAUCCUGAACCCACAGCUGACUUGGACCCUGGCAAACCAAGUGGCUGGCUAUUUGAACACGAUGCCUUCCUACCAUCGCUUGCUCAGAGACAUGCAACGCCUUUAUCACAUCAUGCUCCUGUCCCUGGAGAUGCUGCUGAGCUCCCAGACCUGGCAUAGGUUGGCAGACUGGGGCCUUCAGGUGCUCAGUUGGAACAGGAACAUCUGGGCAGCUAACCAGCAUGGAGAACAAGAACCGCAGCUGGUGCUUGAAGCUCCCCAAGAAAGAGCAGGGGGAGCUGCUGUGGGACAGAGACUGGCUCCACAAGAACCAUAUCCACGAAGACAAGGGCCAACGGUGAUCAUACGUCCCCGACAAAGAGGUAGCAGGGACCAGACCAGAAUGGACAAUGAUCUGGGAACAGCCACACAACAGUUUCAGCCUCAGGGGGAAGGACCAAGUGUAUCCCAGACCAAAACAGCAAAAAAAGAGCAACUAAAUGCUUUGGAAGAAGACAAUGACCCGUGGCGGCUUCUUAAAGAACAAGAAGAACGGAAGAAAUGUGUCAUUUGCCAGGAUCAAACCAAGACAGUCCUUUUACUGCCCUGCCGUCACCUUUGCCUGUGCCAAGAAUGCACUGAGAUCCUGCUGCAGCAGGCCAUCUACCAACGGAACUGCCCUCUGUGCAGACAGAUGAUCUUGCAGACUCUCAACGUCUACCUGUGAGCUUCAGAAGAAGCAGCUUGAGCUCCUUCCCACGUGCUUUUUGCCAAAGCACAAGAGGUCUCUGGCCCUUGGACCUCUGUAACAGCUGGUAAUGGCUCUUGGUGUCAACACUGAGUACCCCCCCCUUUUUUUUUUAAUUUCCAGAGACAGUAAUUGCAGUUAGCGGAACCUGAAAAAUGCUAUGAAUUGUUUCUUUGCACUUCUGUUUUUAUGGUUUCUUGCUUUCAUAAGGGGGGAAAAAAAAGAAACAUACCCUGAUUGCUGAUCACAGAAAUACCGGUGGUUGGGAAACUUUCCUGUUGUAAGAGGUGGUGGUGAAAUCAUGCACCAUAUUCAGAUGCGAGACUAAAAGAGUCUAAUGGCUGUUUUUUUAUCCAGAGUAUGCAGCCAUGCAUUGGAAAAUUUCACAAGGUACAACUAUUGUCUUAGAUUCUAGCUCUUAUUGAAGAGCACAUAGAUGCUUCAUAGAUUAGCUUAUUAAGAAAGAUCAUAUUCCACCUACGGGCUUGCAAUUUUCACAGAUUAUCUAUCUAUGCAAAAUAGUACAUUCCAACUCUAUUGCACAACUCAAAUUCCCUUCUUCCUUCCUCUUUUGAGGAUAAUUUUGGGAACCUAAUAGUACCAACUACACUCUGCUAGCUAGCAAAUGGCUCUUAUAAGCAGCAGUGGAAGGUAAAAGUGAAACUGAUGGGUUUGGCCAGUGAAAAGGCUUUUAUGAUUCUUAGUCUGAACUGGUUUUAGAACAUGUUCUAGAUGUCAUAAUUUAAUUCUGGAAAGCAGAAUUGCUGUGGCUUUUAAGGAGACAUUGUAGAUUGGGAUGUCCAACUUUGGUAACAUGAAGAUCUGUGGAAAGCAUGGCUAGCUGGGGAAUUCUGGGAGUUGAAGUCCACAGGUCUUCAAUUUGCCAAGAUGGGAUGCCCCUGUUGUAAAUCGUGUAAGGAUAAUUCCAAGGAAAGAAGGCAGUUGUGAUUACAGUGCUUUGCUUGACUCUUGGGUGAAGAGAUGUUGUUGUUUUCAGAGGCAGUCAUUAAAUAUCCACAGGACUGCUUGGAAGGCCAGCCCUGAGUGUACCAAUGGGCAGGCGAUAAGUGCCCACACCUAGUAGAAUCAGUUAUUUUCUUUAAUGUUUAAAUUGGAAAGAAAAAUCUUGAGGCUGAAAUCCCGAAGAACUUUAUUCCGUUUUUUGGGAAUGGCUGAAUUAUUGAUAGCCUUUAAAUGGAACCUGGUUGAAACCGCAGUGCAAAGUGGCUGGAUCCCAGCUAUGCAAAUAGGCUCAAUUGCAGCAGCCUUCACAGAGGAGGUGUUUGAGACUGUGGCAUAUUUGUUUGUUACCAAACCCUGCUGAUUUUAAGAAUGUCUCUUUUUCCAAGAAGGUUUGCUGAGAAGGCUGAGACUCCCUUGGAAAAGUUGGGUGCUGCUAAAACGGGCUGGCCCAGGGCUCAGUGUCCGUCAUGAGUAAUGCCUAUCAGCUCUCCUUUGAGAUGGUGUUUGACCUGUCUUUGGAGAUUGUGCAGUUCCAGUCCAAAGCCUUCAGGGCACUAAACUUCCCUUUGCACAAAUCAGAUUUUUCCAGCAUUGAAAAACCAGAGUUCCUAUCCUGCUAGUUUGGGAUGUCAAAGUCAGCUGUAAACAUUCUCAACAGCAGGUUUUUAAGGGCUAUUGUGUGUGCCAUCCGAAUUCAAGGUAGAAAUCUCUAUUGAGAAGAUUUACCAUCAGUUUACAAGAGGAAUGUUAUAUAUAGUAGAAUUUGCUGCAGUUUGUGUCUCCCUGGCUACAGGUGGGCGAGGAUCAGAGCCUAGACCUCUGCUGUCCUUUGACCAAUCUUGCAACAUUUUGUUCUCUUCUUUCAAAACAAAAGGAGGAGCUAUUUUUAUUCAUUGAUGCAAUCGGUUUUAUUUUUCAUCUGCAUCCACAGCCGGGGAAACAUUAAAACCCCAGCCAUUGUCUAUGCUGGUUUUUAACUUUGUUUUACUUGAAAGUCUUCUGUGUUUUGUUUUUCUAAUCUAAUUUUAAAGCUUAGAAUUAAAUUGUCAAAGCAGUGCUUAACUCUAGCAGAGAACUAACUGAGAGUUCUUUUUAUUUUGGGAAAGGCUGCAAGAUUCUAGGAGUUGGAGGGGUAAAAUGAGGGAAUUGACCAAUUGCUAAACUGAGUGCCUUAAUGCUGGCAGUGCUGAAGGCCUGUGCUGGUGUGUAUGCAGAGGAGGCUCUGUUCAGGUCAGAAAAGAAAAAUCCGUGAAUAGCAGCAGGCUGGAUCCAGAGACAUAACUGGAGUUAACGUCAUAAAUAAAAUAGGCUGCAAGCUUCCAGAUGCAAGGAGGGAUCUGUUCUUUUUAUAACACCCAUGCUUUUUGUAAAUGCUUCCUGUAAAUUACAGAGGCUCUAAACAGACCUUCACUAUCCCGGAGUCCAUUAGAGGUGAUGGUUUAAAGUAAGGGUCUCCAAACUUGGCAAUUUUUUAAGACCUGUGAACUUCAACUGCCAGAAUUCCCCAACCAGCCAUGCUGGCCUGGGAGUUGAAGUCCACAAGCCUUUAAAGUUGCCAUGUUUGGGGACCCCUGCUUUAAAGGUUUCUAGUGCCCCACCUGGGACAGCUGAAAGAUUUAGGUUUAUCUUCUCUAAAGGUUACUAGGCCUGGGGAGGGUAUGCUAAACCAUCCUCCUGAAUUUACCUGGGUGCAGGUUGGGAGAUGUACCUUGUUGUUUAAUCCAGUCCUUUUUAUCUGCAGACUAGAAAGAGUGUUCUCUGUUUUUACCUUUGAAGACUUAAGGCUUUGCACGUCCUGAUCUGUACUUGAGGAUUUAAGAGAAGUUAGAAUAAAAUAUAUUCUUCCUUGUCUGUU